AUGGCCAAAGACAAGGACAAGAAGAAAAAGAAGAAGUCUUCCUCCAGCGAGGAAGCGCCUGCCGCUGCAGCACGCGCCCGUGAGCCGGCCAAGGCCAAGGAAGAAGAAGACCUGGAGACCUACAAGAAGCGGAAGAUUGCCGACUUAGAGAACUUGGGGCGGAGCGGUGGCGUCUAUGUCCCUCCAUUCAAGUUGGCGCGCAUGCAGAAGGAGGUCGAGGACAAGACCAGUCCGGAAUACCAACGGCAGACCUGGGAGGCUUUGAGGAAGAGUAUCAACGGUCUCGUGAACAAAGUCAACGUGGGAAAUAUCAAAAACAUAGUGGAGGAACUCUUCCAGGAGAACCUGGUAAGGGGACGGGGUCUGCUGGUGCGCGCUCUGAUUCGAGCGCAAAUGGCAUCACCGGGAUUUACCCACGUCUUUGCCGCUCUGCUUGCCGUGAUCAACUCGAAGCUGCCCGAAGUGGGAGAUCUCCUGAUCCGGCGGGUCAUUCUGCAGUUUAGACGUGCCUACAAGAGGAAUGACAAGAUUGUGACCACGGCAGCAAUCCGGUUCAUGGCCCACUUAGUGAAUCAGAAGAUAGCGUCGGAGCUCCUCGCGCUGCACGUGGCGACGCUGCUGCUGGAGCGAGUGACGGAAGACUCCAUUGAAGUCUGCGUCAGCUUCCUUCAGGAAGUGGGGCAAGCAAUGGAGGAGCUAUCCAAGGCUGGAUGUCAGGCUAUCUUCGAGCGGUUCCGAACCAUCCUGCACGAAGGCGAGAUCGACAAGCGUGUGCAGUACGUCAUCGAGGGCCUGUAUGAAACACGGAGGAAGAGGUUCUCAGAUCACCCGAUGGUUCUGGAAGAGCUCGACCUCGUCGAAGACGAAGACCAGAUCACGCACGAGGUGGACCUCCUGGAUGAGACGAUCAAGGGCGAGGAGACCCUGAACAUCUUCAAGGCCAUUCCACCCGAGCAGUAUGCUGCGGAUGAGGCGGAGAUUGGUACAUCCGCAGAGAUUUGCAGGAACAGCCGCCAGCUGCAUCGGCAGUUGCAUGCAAGUCUCGUGGACGAGCUGUCAAGCGUGAGCCACGCGAGAACUAUCGAGACGGUUGGUAUGGCCCAUUGCCGCGACCUCUUCUAUCAGGUGCGCGAUGGCCUCACACUUUACGCGAGGGAUUAUCCCGGUCCGGUGCCCACAGCUCCGGUUGCAUUACUCAUGCAUGGUCUGACCCGGAACAGUGCCGACUUCGAGGCACUUGCUCCGGUCCUUGCCAAGACCCACCGGGUGCUUGUGGUGGAUCAGCGUGGUCGUGGGCGUUCCGAUCGUGAUCUUGAUAUCAGCCGGUACCAUGUUUCCAGCUAUGUGGGAGAUAUGUUCGAACUGCUCGCUCAGCAGGCUAUCACCCAGGUUGCUGCGGUUGGCACAUCGAUGGGUGGUCUCAUGGCGAUGGUGAUGAACGUCAAGAGUCCCAACAUCUUCAGCCACGUUGUCAUCAACGAUAUUGGCCCAGUGGUGGCGACCGCGGGACUUGCCCGCAUCAAGAGCUAUGUGGGUGCGGGUUCUCGCUUCUCAAAUUGGGACGAGGCUGCAGCUCACAUCAAGGUCCUCAAUGAAACGGCGUUUCCAGCCAACACACCGGAAGACUGGAUGGCCUUUGCGCGGCGGACUUGUGUUGAAGAGGGGGAUGCAGUGGUACUCAACUACGACUUGGCCAUCGGUGAGGCGAUGAAGCAGCGUGAAGAGGCUGCGGUUCCCCAGGAUCUCUGGCCGGCUUUUGAGGCAUUGAAGCCCAAACGCACGAUGCUGGUACGUGGGGGCAUAUCAGACUUGCUCGAUAUGCCCACUGCAGUGGAGAUGCGGCGGCGACACCCGGAGAUGGAGUUCCUUGAGGUACCGAACAUUGGUCACGCGCCCAUGCUUGAUGAGCAGGGCGUCGCGGAGCGCAUCGCUGACUUCAUCAACGAUCGCUCAUCCAGUCCUCCAAACGAAGCUCACGGAGCACUGUUUGCAGGAGUGCCGACUGUUGAGGAGGCCAAGUGGAAGCUUAUCUCCAGCGAGAUUCUGGGCCUUGAACAGGAUGAGGGCAGCGACAGCAGCGACGAUUCGGAUGAGGAGGCGGACGCCGCUGCAGAUCGUCGUGCGCAGGAGAAGAUUCUGGACUUCACGGAACAAGAUUUGGUGAACUUGCGCAGGUCCAUCUACCUCGUGAUCAUGUCUUCGGUGCACUACGAGGAGUGCGUGCACAAGAUCCUGAAGCUCAACAUUGCGGAGGGUCAGGAGAAGGAGGUGUGCACCAUGCUCAUUGACUGCUGUGCCAUGGAGAAGAUGUUCAACAGGUUCUUCGUCCUCCAGGCAGAACGCUUGUGCCGCCUGAACCCGGUGUAUCAGGACACUUUCACCGAGUCCUUCGGCAUCCAGUUCAACACGGUGCACAGGCUGGAGACCAACAAACUGCGCAACAUCGGAAAGUUCUUCGCGCAUCUGCUGUACACGGACGCUAUCCCAUGGAGCAUUUGGGCGCAGGUGAAGAUUACGGAGGACACAACGACAUCGAGUUCCCGUAUCUUCAUCAAGGUGAUAUUCCAAGAGCUCUCCGAGCAGUGGGGUAUCAAGAAGCUUGUGGAUCGCCUGAGCGAGGAUGAGCUGAAGCCUUUCUUCACCGGCCUCUUCCCGAAGGACCAUCCGAAGAAUGUGCGCUUUGCCAUCAACUACUUCACGGCCAUCGGCUUGGGCGUUCUGACAGAGGAACUGCGCAGUUUCCUGGAGGAGGCGAAUGCCCGUGCGGCCCACGAAGCACAGCGGGCAGCUGAGGAGCAGGCACUAGAUGAGGAGUCUUCGUCCUCGAGUUCCAGCUCCUCUGACUCAAGCUCGGACUCCGAUUCGGAUGACUCCGACGACUCGGACUCGGACAGCUCAGAUUCGUCCGACUCCUCUGACUCCUAA
Messenger RNA from Symbiodinium sp. CCMP2592, 2925 nucleotides. The record is from the annotation of a GenBank genome assembly. NCBI's taxonomy places the organism in Eukaryota, Dinophyceae, Suessiales, Symbiodiniaceae.